CCAUCGUUCUCAUCCGGUGUCUGGAGGAUUCCAUCAGGUUUCUUCCUCUCUUUUCUCCCCCCUUUUUUCUUCUUCUUAUAGAUACUAUCGCUAUGUCGUCCGUAUCCUCUGCACCAUCCGCUCCGGUGGUGAGGUCUGUCCGGAAAAAUGGGAAAAACUGGCAUGAUACCAAGAAGCCGUUCCGCCCUACUGCAGGCUUGACCUCCUACACGAAGAGACUAGAAACGCGUAAGCACCAGGAAGCUGUUAAGGAACAUGAAAAGGAAUUGAAGGAAGAAAAGGAGGCGGAGAGACAGGCCCGAAUCCAGAAGAUCAAAGAGCGCAGAGCAGCGAAAGAGGAGAAGGAGCGAUACGAGAAGCUGGCAGAGAAGAUGCAUCACAAACGCGUUGAACGACUCAAGCGGAGGGAGAAGCGGAACAAGCUGCUCAACUCUUAAGUUUGAAUUUCCUGUCCUGGAUAUCUCGUGGUCGCUUUUACUGCGUCUUGCGUUUGCACCAUGCUAUUCUGUACAACCAUAGCAACGGCAAUAUGGCUUGGAAGUUAACGGCGUUUCAGGAGCUGGACUCUGUUUUGGAUUACUGAAUUCAUCUUUCGACAAAUUUCAAUUUCAUGUCUUUGAGGGUGUAAAUCCCCUCCAUAUUACUAGAAUUAUUUUUUGUCUUUAAAAAAAAGGGAUGAUAUUGAUGAUGAAGAUGUGUGUGUGUACACGGUACCUACCUGGUAAUGAGGGUAGCUGCCUGCUUGGGGAGAAAUCCCGACUAAGGGACACUUGCACACAUAUACUUUAGAUAGAGAUUAGAAU
Molecule: messenger RNA, 803 nt
Organism: Aspergillus ochraceoroseus IBT 24754
Lineage: Eukaryota; Fungi; Ascomycota; Eurotiomycetes; Eurotiales; Aspergillaceae
Product: CGR1 family protein
Exons: 3
Coding region: 93-437 (114 amino acids)
Source: RefSeq, a predicted model, not a curated record